This is a messenger RNA of Mytilinidion resinicola, 1134 nucleotides long. RefSeq lists its product as uncharacterized. The coding region runs from base 154 to 738 and encodes 194 amino acids. The transcript has a single exon. NCBI's taxonomy places the organism in Eukaryota, Fungi, Ascomycota, Dothideomycetes, Mytilinidiales, Mytilinidiaceae. The record is from RefSeq and is a predicted model, not a curated record.
CUUAUUUAUAGAACUAGAAUCAAACUGCAGGCCCCUCAUCCUUGCAAUACAAUCCGGCUCUGGCAACAACGAUGGAGCUCGUGACUCACCCAGUGUUGCCCAAAACUACAGUUAUCCCACCGACUGGACUGGCAGAAAUACUCUAAAGCAGCCAUGGGAUGUUUCCAUGACUUUGACCUCGCAUUGUGGCCUUUACAUUCCAAACGCGGAGAGCCUCUCCCAAGUGCCUCACCUGCCCCCAUUGACCUAGUCGUCGACGUCAAAGCAAGCAACAAUAGACGUGGGAGUGCCUGGAUGGGCGACAUGGAGCUGAUAUUUCCACUCCACGAUCCACAUCGCCCGGAAGGUUUCAAGAAAGGCAUGUUCACACUCGAAUCUAGCGCCGCCUGGCCGACGGUGCGUGGCUUGGGCCGCGGUUGUCGCUGGUUAUAUGAUACUCGCCUGUCGAUGGUCCCGAUGUUGAAACAGCAACCAGAAUACCAUAGUGAGAUGGCUUACUACCCUCAAGAGCCAAACAAUCUAGCGUUCAUUGUGCGGAUCAGGCGGCGGAUCAAUGUGUCUUAUGAAGAACAGGAGGAUGUGGAUGUGAGCUUUUUGCUCGGUGGAGUUAGGGUAGAUGGAGUGCCGUCGGGCACGGAGACGGAUGUCGCGUUCGUUUGUAGAUGGUCGCAUACGAAUAUUACGGGUUGGCCUAAGGACAUCGCAGCAGGGCUGAUUAAUAUCAAGUUCUCAGCGUAGAUAUGAAUAUACAAUGCCUCGUUCUCCUAAUAUAGCGUCGUCACACUCCUUUCCUCCGCUUUAGCGUGCAGGGCAGGAGUGCAUAUCAGCACAGAGCUCCGCACAGUCGUCCAUUUCCUGCUGCCGUGUGGAUAUUCUGAAGUUCCAUAGCUGCCACCCAGGAUAGCGCACGAAGUAUGUACAUUGAAAAAGGCCUCAUACCCGUCAUCUAGCACCUCGCUGUCAGAGUGGGACAACUAAGAUGUACAUAGAAUCGUAUAGACGUUGUUCCCCCACCAAGACACCUGAUAUCAAAUGCAGGCAGAUCUCGUGAAUUGUCGGCUGCAACGUGGUGUACGAGGUUGUACGAGCAGUCUCUGACUGCUAUUGACAAAGCCGUCAGCAAGAAGGAAAGGC